This is a messenger RNA of Bombina bombina (fire-bellied toad), 2905 nucleotides long. RefSeq names its product interleukin 12 receptor subunit beta 2 (gene IL12RB2). Gene Ontology annotation, molecular function: cytokine receptor activity; cytokine binding. The record is from RefSeq and is a predicted model, not a curated record. Gene Ontology annotation, cellular component: external side of plasma membrane; membrane; signaling receptor complex. The coding region runs from base 266 to 2860 and encodes 864 amino acids. NCBI's taxonomy places the organism in Eukaryota, Metazoa, Chordata, Amphibia, Anura, Bombinatoridae. Gene Ontology annotation, biological process: cytokine-mediated signaling pathway. The transcript is spliced from 16 exons.
AGGUUGAUUUCUUAAUCACUAAGCACCUGGCUGGCCUCAAGAGUAACUUUAAAUAGGGUAAGGGGUUGGCCUGAGUUUGUAAAGGUGGUAUAGAGAGAUUACAGCCUUUCUGUAAAGGUGGAACAGAAUUCCUGACAACUUGUUUAUGGUAUGGAGCAGAAAAGAGAAACGAAAGGUGCUGUUCUAGAGAGCUGGAGGAAGAAGAGCCAAGGGAAGAGAAUUAUAAAGUGAAAAAAGAGAAUAGUGAGAGGGGGAGGGGACCUGCAUGACUGAGUUUGCGUUAUUUCUCAGUGACGCCAUAAAAGGGAAGAAUCUUUUUUUUUCUCUUUUUUUGUUUCAUGUAAAGCAUCCAAAUGUGUUUCCUAUGGAGAGAGGAUUUUACGUGUGCUGGAUUAUUUUUACUAUGACAGUCAUUUGCGUUCUGACAAAGAACAAUGAAGAGCAUUGUGGGAAGGGGAAGAUCGUUGCCAGACCAGCCUCUGUGUUACCCAUAGGUUCCUCUGUUAACAUCACAUGCUCACUGACUCAAGCAACUGACUGCUCACUGAAGACUCUUACAAUAAUGAGAAACAGUACUCAACACAAGUUUGAUAUAAUAGAGUCUUCUGACUAUUCAGUCAGCGUACUAGAUAGCAACCUGUCUCCCUACAGUACAACCUACUCCUGCAGAAAUGCCUGCAAAGUGUUAAUCUGUGGGAUAUACGUCAAGGUGGGAAGGUCUCCAGAUCAACCUGAAAUUGUGAACUGUGAACAGGAAGGAGAAGAGGGAAGUAUCUGCUGUUUGUAUAAAAAAGGAAGAGAUACCUACAUUCAAACCACUUAUCAGUUGCAGAUAUACCCAACAAAUUGCCCUGAUAAUGUAACCAUUGUACACGAAUGUGGAUCGCAGUGCAAAAGCUCACUCGUUAUGGGUCCCCAUGACACUGAAUACACAGCUGUGGUAAAGGCAUCUAAUGAACUUGGAACCAUUGUCUCACUGCCCUAUACAUUUACAUAUUUUGAUGCAGUGAAACCUGAUCCACCACAGGAUAUAUUUAUAGAAUUCCACAAUUCAUCAAAUAUCUGUACUGUGAGCCCCCGCGCUCCUCAAAGCACUUCAUACUUUAGGCUGAGAUAUCGGCUUGUUGAAGACAACACCUGGCAAAUGGUUGAAACAUCAAUACAUAAGAAUCUUACUUUGACAGAUCUUCAGCCAUUCUCCAAAUAUGAAUUCCAAGCUUCCUGCAAAUUUCUGGAAGAUAAAGGAAAAUGGAGUAAUUGGAGCAUUUCUGUGAUAGAGCAGACUCCAGAGGACGUACCAAAUGCCAGUCUGGAUGUAUGGUACAGACAAGAGCCCAUAGACCACAAAACACAGAAUAUUACUCUCUUCUGGAAGAACAUGAGCGCGUCACACUCAAGAGGGCUGAUCAAAUAUUAUCAAGUGGUGUUUUAUAAGGGGAAUAACACAAGCGCUGCAGAGAAACUUACUAUCACAACCACCUGGCUGACAAGUUGUGUUGACAAAGCAGCGUACGUCAUAGCUGUGACAGCUCACAACUCAAAAGGAAACUCCCCUCCCACAGUCAUCAAUGUAACCACUGAGGACGUUUCAGAAUUACCUUCUCCUUUAAACAUUGUGGUCCAGGAAAUAAAUAAUGUGAGUGUGACUGUAGCAUGGGAGAUAUUGCCAAAGAGGAAAAUGUUAACUGGGGACUUUAUACUAGAAUGGAAUGAACCACAUAAGGUCCAUCAGAUUUAUACAAACUGGAUCAAAGUUCCUAAGCACUACAGAUCCGCAAUCAUAUCAGACAAACUAAUGCCCUGUGUGUGCUACAAAUUCCAUUUAUAUGAACUGAAAAACAGCAGAGCAGGAUUUGCAAAAGUUGCCUUUGGUGCUACUAAGCAAGAAGUUCCAUCGACAGGUCCUCAGUUCAAUUACAAAAUUUGGAAGGACAGCAGUAUAUUGGUUACAUGGAAAGAAAUUCCAGCAGAUAGUCAAAAGGGAUGUAUUGUUCAAUAUAACAUUUACAUGCAGAAAACUCAUUCAUUGUCUCCUGUGCAGUUUAUAAUUUUCACCAACCAAUCUUUGAAAAAUCAAUAUCAAAUCAAUAACAUUCAACACAACAUAGAAUAUCUUAUUUGGAUGACGUGCUCAAACGAAGCUGGAGAAAGCACCAGAGCUCUCGUACAACAAAUAUACCUGAGUCUUGAUGGUUCAUUUGAAGGUUACGUGAAAAUUAUUGUGGUUGUAACUAUCACUGCAAUUUUACUCUUUGGUAUUUUCUGCGUUCUAUUCAUAAAACAAAAAUUGCCGUUAUUACUCUACAAAAUUUGGUGCAACAAAACAGUACCCGACCCAGCAAAUUGCUCAUGGGCUAAAGAAUACUCAACUCACAAGAAUGACAAGACAGGAUUACUUCCUGACCAGUUAUCGAGGACAUCUAGCUUUGAGGAGCCGGAUACACUGGAAAUUGAAGUUGCUGAAAGUGGAGAGGAUAUUCAACUUUUCCAACCUGAGAUCUUAAUUAAAAGUGAAGCACUUACAACUGAUACCUUGGAAGUGGAAAAAUUAAUUGCCCUCCAGAAAGAUGUGGAAGAACAAUCUGUACCUAAUGUGCCAUUAAAAUCUGAAGAAUCCAGUUUAUAUCGAUCUCUAAAAUCUCAUGAACCUAUCAUCACGGUGCCAGUAUCAGAUUAUCUGGUCAGCCAGGAGAUCACUGUGGACUAUCUACCAACACAUAUCUUGAGUGACAGCGUUGAUGAUGAGGACGAUGACAGUGAUGAGGUUGACUUUGUACCACUACAUAUCUUCAUACCAACAGUCAUAGGUGGUGGAAAGAUCAGGCUGGAUGCUGUAAAAAUUAAUUCAUUUGUUGAGUGAUGUCUGUACAUAGUGAACAAUAAAUAAGUGUAUUUUGUUGGAGAA